GAUCAAUUUUCAUCUUUUCCCCUUUCAUCUGUUUCUUCAAAACAACAAUUUUUGGGCGAUGGAAAUUGCAGAGAAAGAGGAAUAAGGCUUAAAUUGGGGUUUGUGUAGGGUUUUAGAGAGAAGGAGGGAAUCAAUUACCGAAGAAACAGCGAUGGCCACACAUACAAAAUCGAGUAAUUUAUCGAAACUGAAGCCCGGAGUUGGAGAUGCCCCUUCUUCUUCAAAACCUAGAAUCGAUUCAUCUGCAUCGAAAAAGAAAAUUAUUGGGGGAUCAAUCAUGAAUUCUGCAGCUGAUUCCAAAAAUAGAUCCAUCUUCAGCUCCGGCUCUAAAAUGACGAAGAAAACGCCUACUCAAACGAAAGAUGGUAAGAAAACUGUGACUAGAACCAGAGAGAAGAAAGUGUAUUCUUUGGCUGGCCAGAAAUUUGAUGUUCCUGAAGAGCGGGAGCCAUUGAGGAUAUUUUAUGAAUCGUUGUCUAAGCAGAUUCCUUCUAGUGAAAUGGCUGAGUUUUGGUUGAUGGAACACGGCAUGCUGUCACCUGAGAGGGCAAGAAAAGCUCACGAGAAGAAGCAGAGGAAGCAAAAGCAGCUGCGAUCGGGCACUCCCAUAAAAUCUCCACCGCCCUCCACAUCAAGUAGACCCGAUAGCUCCAAGAAGCCUCAGCUAGUUCCCAAGAAUGGUGACGUAAAAGCAAAGAAGCGGAUAAUGGAAGACAGCGAUGACGAUGAUGAUUUCGUGCUAAGCCACAAGAGGAGAAAAGGUUAAACAAACCAUACUCAAAAAGCCAUCUGUUUGUACAACAAUUACAGCUCCAGCCUUCAGGUACACUUAGACAACCAUCAUAAACUAUGAAAAAAACGACGAAUUUGACACAUUCUUUCACUUCUGGAUCAAACAAUAAAGUUGUUGUAACUUGUAGCAGCCUUCACAUUUCAAAUUGUAAUCCGAUUAUACACCAAAUUUGUGCCUGUUUAUGGAUCUUGAUCUUGAAUUUAUCAUAUACUACUAUACGUUACAUUCGACU
Salvia hispanica is the source of this 1025-nucleotide messenger RNA. RefSeq lists its product as uncharacterized. The record is from RefSeq and is a predicted model, not a curated record. NCBI's taxonomy places the organism in Eukaryota, Viridiplantae, Streptophyta, Magnoliopsida, Lamiales, Lamiaceae.